Schistocerca gregaria is the source of this 4527-nucleotide messenger RNA. RefSeq names its product collagen alpha-1(I) chain-like. The transcript is spliced from 6 exons. Lineage: Eukaryota; Metazoa; Arthropoda; Insecta; Orthoptera; Acrididae. The record is from RefSeq and is a predicted model, not a curated record. Bases 1 to 4527 code for a protein of 1508 amino acids.
AUGCUGGCCAGCCAGUGGUUCACACGGGUGUUGCACCUGCAAUUGUCCAGAUCUACCAUCAGGGCCGGCCUGUCCUCCGUUAUGGAGGAUGUGAGUCCAGCAGCUGCAUCAUCGGUGAAAUUCUUCAACAUUUUGUGGAAGUCAGCAUUCUUCAUGUCUGCUCUUCAGCCAGCAGCAACGUACGAUGCUGGCGGCCUUCCUUCACCGCCGGAUGAUGGGGAGGGCGGGGCAGAUGGAGGCGGCCUUCCUUCGGCGCCGGAUGAUGAGGAGGGCGGGGCAGAUGGAGGCGGCCUUCCUUCGCCGCCGGAUGAUGAGGAGGGCGGGGCAGAUGGAGGCGGCCUUCCUUCGCCGCCGGAUGAUGAGGAGGACGGGACAGAUGGAGGCGGCCUUCCUUCGGCGCCGGAUGAUGAGGAGGCCGGGGCAGAUGGAGGCGGCCUUCCUUCGGCGCCGGAUGAUGAGGAGGGCGGGGCAGAUGGAGGCGGCCUUCCUUCGGCGCCGGAUGAUGAGGAGGGCGGGGCAGAUGGAGGCGGCCUUCCUUCGCCGCCGGAUGAUGAGGAGGGCGGGGCAGAUGGAGGCGGCCUUCCUUCGGCGCCGGAUGAUGAGGAGGGCGGGGCAGAUGGAGGCGGCCUUCCUUCGCCGCCGGAUGAUGAGGAGGGCGGGGCAGAUGCAGGCGGCCUUCCUUCGCCGCCUGAUGAUGAGGAGGGCGGGGCAGAUGGAGAUGGAGGCGACCUUCCUUCGCCGCCGGAUGAUGAGGAGGGCGGGGCAGAUGGAGGCGGCCUUCCUUCGCCGCCGGAUGAUGAGGAGGGCGGGGCAGAUGGAGGCGGCCUUCCUUCGGCGCCGGAUGAUGAGGAGGGCGGGGCAGAUGGAGGCGGCCUUCCUUCGCCGCCGGAUGAUGAGGAGGGCGGGGCAGAUGGAGGCGGCCUUCCUUCACCGCCGGAUGAUGAGGAGAGAGGGGCAGAUGGAGAUGGAGGCGGCCUUCCUUCUGCGCCGGAUGAUGAGGAGGGCGAGGCAGAUGGAGGCGGCCUUCCUUCGGCGCCGGAUGAUGAGGAGGGCGGGGCAGAUGGAGGCGGCCUUCCUUCACCGAGGGAUGAUGAGGAGGGCGGGGCAGAUGGAGGCGGCCUUCCUUCGCCGCCCGAUGAUGAGGAGGGCGGGGCAGAUGGAGGCAGCCUUCCUUCGCCGCCGGUUGAUGAGGAGGGCGGGGCAGAUGGAGGCGGCCUUCCUUCGCCGCCGGAUGAUGAGGAGGGCGGGGCAGAUGGAGGCGGCCUUCCUUCGCCGCCGGAUGAUGAGGAGGGCGGGGCAGAUGGAGGCGGCCUUCCUUCACCACCGGAUGAUGAGGAGGGCGGGGCAGAUGGAGGCGGCCUUCCUUCACCGCCGGAUGAUGAGGAGGGCGGGGCAGAUGGAAGCGGCCUUCCUUCGGCGCCAGAUGAUGAGGAGGGCGGGGCAGAUGGAGGCGGCCUUCCUUCACCGCCGGAUGAUGAGGAGGGCGGGGCAGAUGGAGGCGGCCUUCCUUCUGCGCCGGAUGAUGAGGAGGGCGGGGCAGAUGGAAGCGGCCUUCCUUCGCCGCCGGAUGAUGAGGAGGGCGGGGCAGAUGGAGGCGGCCUUCCUUCGGCGCCGGAUGAUGAGGAGGGCGGGGCAGAUGGAGGCGGCCUUCCUUCGGCGCCAGAUGAUGAGGAGGGCGGGGCAGAUGGAGGCGGCCUUCCUUCGGCGCCGGAUGAUGAGGAGGGCGGGGCAGAUGGAGGUGUUCUUCCUUCAGCGCCGGAUGAUGAGGAGGGCGGGGCAGAUGGAGGCGGCCUUCCUUCACCGCCGGAUGAUGAGGAGGGCGGGGCAGAUGGAGGCGGCCUUCCUUCGGCGCCGGAUGAUGAUGAGGGCGGGGCAGAUGGAGGCGGCCUUCCUUCGGCGCCGGAUGAUGAGGAGGGCGGGGCAGAUGGAGGCGGCCUUCCUUCGGCGCCGGAUGAUGAGGAGGGCGGGGCAGAUGGAGGCGGCCUUCCUUCGCCGCCGGAUGAUGAGGAGGGCGGGGCAGAUGGAGGCGGCCUUCCUUCACCGGCGGAUGAUGAGGAGGGCGGGGCAGAUGGAGGCGGCCUUCCUUCGCCGCCGGAUGAUGAGGAGGGCGGGGCAGAUGGAGGCGGCCUUCUUUCGCCGCCGGAUGAUGAGGAGGGCGGGGCAGAUGGAGGCGGCCUUCCUUCGCCGCCGGCUGAUGAGGAGGGCGGGGCAGAUGGAGGCGGCCUUCCUUCACCGCCGGAUGAUGAGGAGGGCGGGGCAGAUGGAGGCGGCCUUCCUUCGCCGCCGGAUGAUGAGGAGGGCGGGGCAGAUGGAGGCGGCCUUCCUUCGGCGCCGGAUGAUGAGGAGGGCGGGACAGAUGGAGGCGGCCUUCCUUCGGCGCCGGAUGAUGAGGAGGGCGGGGCAGAUGGAGGCGGCCUUCCUUCGGCACCGGAUGAUGAGGAGGGCGGGGCAGAUGGAGGCGGCCUUCCUUCGCCGCCAAAUGAUGAGGAGGGCGGGGCAGAUGGAGGCGGCCUUCCUUCGGCGCCGGAUGAUGAGGAGGGCGGGACAGAUGGAGGCGGCCUUCCUUCACCACCGGAUGAUGAGGAGGGCGGGGCAGAUGGAGGCAGCCUUCCUUCACCGCCGGAUGAUGAGGAGGGCGGGGCAGAUGGAGGCGGCCUUCCUUCGGCGCCGGAUGAUGAGGAGGGCGGGGCAGAUGGAGGCGGCCUUCCUUCGGCGCCGGAUGAUGAGGAGGGCGGGGCAGAUGGAGGCGGCCUUCCUUCGGCGCCGGAUGAUGAGGAGGGCGGGGCAGAUGGAGGCGGCCUUCCUUCGGCGCCGGAUGAUGAGGAGGGCGGGGCAGAUGGAGGCGGCCUUCCUUCGGCGCCGGAUGAUGAGGAUGGGCAGGGGAAAGGUGGAGGCGGCCUUCCUUCACCGCCGGAUGAUGAGGAGGGUGGGGCAGAUGGAGGCGGCCUUCCUUCGGCGCCGGAUGAUGAGGAGGGUGGGGCAGAUGGAGGCGGCCUUCCUUCGGCGCUGGAUGAUGAGGAGGGCGGGGCAGAUGGAGGCGUCCUUCCUUCGCCGCCGGAUGAUGAGGAGGGCGGGGCAGAUGGAGUCGGCCUUCCUUCACCGCCGGAUGAUGAGGAGGGCGGGGCAGAUGGAGGCGGCCUUCCUUCGCCGCCGGAUGAUGAGGAGGGCGGGGCAGAUGGAGGCGGCCUUCCUUCACUGCCGGAUGAUGAGGAGGGCGGGGCAGAUGGAGGCGGCCUUCCUUCACCGCCAGAUGAUGAGGAGGGCGGGGCAGAUGGAGGCGGCCUUCCUUCGCCGCCGGGUGAUGAGGAGGGCGGGGCAGAUGGAGGCGGCCUUCCUUCGGCGCCGGAUGAUGAGGAGGGCGGGGCAGAUGGAGGCGGCCUUCCUUCGGCGCCGGAUGAUGAGGAGGGCGGGGCAGAUGGAGGCGGCCUUCCUUCACCGCCGGAUGAUGAGGAGGGCGGGGCAGAUGGAGGCGGCCUUCCUUCGCCGCCGGAUGAUGAGGAGGGAGGGGCAGAUGGAGGCGGCCUUCCUUCGGCGCUGGAUGAUGAGGAAGGCGGGGCAGAUGGAGGCGGCCUUCCUUCGGCGCCGGAUGAUGAGGAGGGCGGGGCAGAUGGAGGCGGCCUUCCUUCGGCACCGGAUGAUGAGGAGGGCGGGGCAGAUGCAGGCGGCCUUCCUUCGCCGCCAAAUGAUGAGGAGGGCGGGGCAGAUGGAGGCGGCCUUCCUUCGGCGCCGGAUGAUGAGGAGGGCGGGACAGAUGGAGGCGGCCUUCCUUCACCACCGGAUGAUGAGGAGGGCGGGGCAGAUGGAGGCAGCCUUCCUUCACCGCCGGAUGAUGAGGAGGGCGGGGCAGAUGGAGGCGGCCUUCCUUCGGCGCCGGAUGAUGAGGAGGGCGGGGCAGAUGGAGGCGGCCUUCCUUCGGCGCCGGAUGAUGAGGAGGGCGGGGCAGAUGGAGGCGGCCUUCCUUCGGCGCCGGAUGAUGAGGAGGGCGGGGCAGAUGGAGGCGGCCUUCCUUCGGCGCCGGAUGAUGAGGAGGGCGGGGCAGAUGGAGGCGGCCUUCCUUCGGCGCCGGAUGAUGAGGAUGGCGGGGCAGAUGGAGGCGGCCUUCCUUCGCCGCCGGAUGAUGAGGAGGGCAGGGGAAAGGUGGAGGCGGCCUUCCUUCAUCGCCGGAUGAUGAGGAGGGGUGGGGCAGAUGGAGGCGGCCUUCCUUCGGCGCUGGAUGAUGAGGAGGGCGGGGCAGAUGGAGGCGUCCUUCCUUCGCCGCCGGAUGAUGAGGAGGGCGGGGCAGAUGGAGGCGGCCUUCCUUCACCGCCGGAUGAUGAGGAGGGCGGGGCAGAUGGAGGCGGCCUUCCUUCGCCGCCGGAUGAUGAGGAGGGCGGGGCAGAUGGAGGCGGCCUUCCUUCACCGCCGGAUGAUGAGGAGGGCGGGGCAGAUGGAGGCGGCCUUCCUUCACCGCCAGAUGAUGAGGAGGGCGGGGCAGAUGGAGGCGGCCUUCCUUCGCCGCCGGAUGAUGAGGAGGGCGGGGCAGAUUGA